Molecule: messenger RNA, 993 nt
Organism: Seminavis robusta
Lineage: Eukaryota; Bacillariophyta; Bacillariophyceae; Naviculales; Naviculaceae
Source: the annotation of a GenBank genome assembly
AUGGCACGCAGCCACAAGCGAAAGCGACGCAUUCCUCCUGUCAGUCCACCAACGAAAUCCUUGCGAUUCAUUUCCAUUGCCACAAUCUGUUUCGUGUCCUUUAUUGCCUUUGCUGUUCUGUGCUCCGCCCUUAGCCAUCAUCAGCGAAAUACUCCCCAAAACAACAACAACAAUAGAUUGAAGAAGAAAAUGACAACCACAAAGGUUCGAUUUGACACUCCCGAAGAAAUACCAGAUGAUAUUGUGAAAUCCUUGGAUGCCAUUUUGGUUCUGGGUGGUGGUGUCCCACUGUCGUUGGAAGAACCACCGUUGUUUGUCCAAAAACGCUGUGAUGAUGCGGCCAAGAUAGUCCAACGAUACACAGAGAUUUUCAACCGCAACAAUCUGCCCAUUUUGACACUUUCUGCGGGGACGGCCCAUUUGCCACAAUUGCUCAGUGGCGAUGGUCUGCCCAUUUGGGAAGCGACCGCUUCGGCUGCCUACCUGAUAAAGCACUACUCUCCGGACACGAUUGACAAGUCGCAAGUCUUUGCCGAGACCACUUCUUAUGAUACCAUUAGCAAUGCAUUCUUUGCGAGAACAUCUUUUACCGAUAUCACUGGAUGGAGGCGGCUCUUGAUCAUCACCAAUGAGUUCCAUAUGGAUCGAUCACAAGCCAUUUUCGAUUGGAUCUUUGGCAUUCCAGACAACAACAAGGGCAGCAGCAGCAACUACCAACUCUACUAUCUAGCACCACCAAACACGGGUCUUACGGACGAGGCAGUCCAAGCACGAAAGCAAAGAGAAGCCAAGAGUCAAAAGAAUGUACAAGAGAUAUUGGCGCCCAAAUAUCAAACCAUAAAGGGGGUAUGGACAUUUCUGACCCAAGAACACUCGUUGUAUACGGCUCACAAGUUGGUGGAAAGGGGAAGAGCCAAAACAGAGGAAACGGCGACGAGUGAAGAAAAUCAAGCACUCAAAGAGAGCUAUGGGUUGAACAACAAAGGCAAAUAA